Messenger RNA from Platichthys flesus (European flounder), 2273 nucleotides. RefSeq names its product GTPase IMAP family member 1-like. The transcript is spliced from 7 exons. Lineage: Eukaryota; Metazoa; Chordata; Actinopteri; Pleuronectiformes; Pleuronectidae. Gene Ontology annotation, molecular function: GTP binding. The record is from RefSeq and is a predicted model, not a curated record. The coding region runs from base 275 to 1264 and encodes 329 amino acids.
CUCCUCAGUUGUGUUGCUACACAGCACAAUGACACAGAGCCAGUGUUCCUGGUGAGGGCAGGCUAAUGCUACCAGAGCAGAAAGAAGGAACCACAUACAACUUGGAGCGUGUGAGUGUGAGUCAUUUCAGGUUUGGACAAAGUACACAGCAUUCCUGGAGGAGGUUUGUCAGGCAAUACACCAGGGCUUUUAUUUUGACGGUUGGAAGCUGAAGUGCUGUCGGCUGCUCCUCGCUGCCUUGACUCUGACUGAGAGUCUGGUAACUGCAUAGAAAAUGGAGUGUCAAUGUGACAAGGAUGGAGAUAUUGUGCCAGGCUGGUGGCUGGGCGGCAACAGCUUCCAGAUGGGAGGUUUUGCUGUGGUCGGAUAUCUUCUCUACCGAUUCUCUCAGACGCUCCCAGCUCUGAUCCGAUGGCCCAUUCGUAUCUUCUGCUCUUUAACUGGUCUGUCGGCUCUUUGGGGCUGGGUGAGCCACCUCGUGCGAACACUGCGCGGUAUCAAGAGGUUUAUCAAAUUCAUGUCCUGGAUGUGGCGGUGUAUCGCAGGAUCAUCCACACACGGAGACAUGGGCAAUCCCAGCAGUAAACCAGGCUUAAGGCUGAUCCUCAUUGGGCCCACUGGUGGAGGACGGACCACCUUGCUUAAUACUUUGCUGGGCAACAGUGACACAAAUGCACCAAAGGGUCACCUUUUAAAUUGCACCAAGCAAAUGACAGUAUUGGACGGUAGAGAGGUUACACUGAUCGACACCCCGGAUAUUCUUGGGUCAUCACUGGGGAUCAACAGAAGAGCCAGGGAGGCUUUAAGGAGCCUUCAGCUUGUGAGUCCUGGACCACACGCCUUCCUGCUGGUGCUCCAGGCUCCAGGCUCCAGCAUGGGGAUCGGCCACGACGCUAACCAGGCGAUGCAAGCCAUGCUAGAGCUUUUUGGGGAGGGGGUCGUUGGGCACAUCAUCCCAGUGCUCACCCACGCAGACAGGCUGGAUGGGACGCUCACUGGGGAUCAGCUGCUGGAGCUGGACACCGGGGGUCUGAGAAGGGCUGUGUCUCUGUGCGGCCAGAAGCCUGAGCUGGUGGACAACAGGCCAGACUGCCCCCCAGAGGAACAGAGUGCGACGCGCAGGCAGCUGGUGGAGCGGGUGAUGGAGCUGAAGGAUGUGAGGGGGGAUUUCGUCCACGAGCUGCAGAGGAGGGAGGACCGGAUCAAGGAGGAGCUGCUGAAUGACAUGGCCUCUGCACUGGCAGGAAAACUAGGACACAUGUGAAUGGAGUAGAAAGAGCCUCCGUGUGAAACAGUUACUAGGGCAGUGGGUAAAAUAAGGACAAGAGAUUAAUUUGUGUGUUAAACAUUCUAUUUUGACUUUAAGUGUAAGGUUGAUUCCCUAUUUGUGGUAUUUUUCUCCCCCUUCUGGUUUACCCUUGUCCAAAUGAAUUUACUACUCAUGGUGGCCGGUUGGUUUUCAACAUGACACAGAUGCUUGUGGUUGAAACUCAUAGUCACACAAACUUAAUUUUCCUAUUCUGAUGUGUUGAAAUUCUUGACUGUCUGCAUAUUGUUCAAUGUGAGCCUGUGCCUCAUGUUUUCAUACUCUGCUCUUGUGCCGAGCCCUCCUUUAUCUUCUAUAAUGUAUGAAGGAGAUGAAACUUUCAAGACGAUCGGGGGAAAUAAACCGAAGUCACAUUGGGACAAGAGUUCAGCAGCAGUUCUUAGGGCACUCUGGACUUUGUCCAGAAGCCUCUGAAAUGACAUUUAGUCCAAAAAUAUAACAUUACUCAAUUGAAUUACUGGUGAUACAGACUAUAUUCAUGUAGCUGAGUUCAGCGGAGAUUUUUAACAUAUUAGCAACAGAUAAAAAUAACAGGUUUGUGUAUCAUUUACACCUUCAUAUUUACUUAUCAUUUGCAGAAUUGUCAGAUCUUAAACCACAAAUUAGAACAGGAAAGUCGUUCUGACUGUGAUGGGUUAGGGUUAGGGUUAGCUUCCUCAUGAGCCUAAUAAUAUUAAUAAUAAUGAUAAUGAUGAGUAUUAUACUUUUUAUUUAAAUAGGUUUAAAUGUAGAAUGCAAAUAAAAGCAUUACUAAAACUAAUUCAAAUAAAUGUCUUAGUUGUACAGAAUUAGAGAUCUCACCAGAACUUUCUUAAGUCUUUAUUAAUGCUUCACAAUAGGCGACCCAACAAAACCUUGGUCAGAAAAAAUUAUCUCUGUCAUACAUAAGCAAGGCAAAGACCCAGCUUCAUGUGGGGGGUAUAGACUUGUUAGCUUGCUCUGCCUA